This is a messenger RNA of Colletotrichum aenigma, 879 nucleotides long. RefSeq names its product putative vesicular-fusion protein sec17-like protein. Gene Ontology annotation, molecular function: soluble NSF attachment protein activity; syntaxin binding. Gene Ontology annotation, cellular component: vacuolar membrane; SNARE complex. Bases 1 to 879 code for a protein of 292 amino acids. Gene Ontology annotation, biological process: intracellular protein transport; SNARE complex disassembly. The transcript has 4 exons. Lineage: Eukaryota; Fungi; Ascomycota; Sordariomycetes; Glomerellales; Glomerellaceae. The record is from RefSeq and is a predicted model, not a curated record.
AUGGCUCAGGACCCGCGGGCUCUGCUGCAGAAGGCAGACAAGACGCUGUCGAGCGCCGGCGGCGGCUUCAGCUUCUUCGGCGGCCGCGAGGAGAAGUACCAGAAUGCGGCGGAUCUGUACAUCCAGGCCGCGAACGCCUUCAAGAUGCAAAAGCUCAACCGCGAGGCCGGCCAAGCAUUCGAGAAGGCGGCUCAGGUCCAGACCAACAACCUCAAGGAGCCCGACGACGCCGCCAAUACCCUCGUCGACGCCUUCAAGGCCUACCGUAAGGAGGAUCCCGAAGCCGCCGUCCGCUGCCUCGACGUCGCCGUGAACCAGUACUGCGCCAAGGGCAACUUCCGCCGCGCGGCGGGACACAAGGAGGCGCUGGGCGAGCUAUUCGAGGUGGAGCUGGGUGAUUCCAAGAGGGCUCUCGAGGCGUACGAGGCUGCUGCGGGGUGGUACGAGGGAGACAAUGCUGCUGCGCUCGCGAACAAGCUCUGGCUCAAGGUAGCAGACGUCGCGUCCCUCGAGGGCGACUACUACAAGGGCAUUGAGAACUACGAAAAGGUCGCGGCGGCCUCCAUCAACAACAACCUGAUGAAGUACUCGGUCAAGGACUACUUCCUCCGCGCCGGCAUCUGCCACCUGGCGUCUGGCGACAUGGUCGCCGCCCGCCGCGCCGUCGAGAAGUACACCGACAUGGACCCCGGCUUCGCCCAGCAGCGUGAGGCGAUGCUCCUCAACGACCUGCUGGCGGCCGUCGAGGCGGGCAACCAGGAGGAGUUCACCGACAAGCUGUUCCAGUACGACCAGGUCAGCAAGCUCGACAAGUGGAAGACGACGAUGCUUGUCCGGGUCAAGAACACCAUCGAGGAGCCCGAGGACGAGUUUGCUUAA